Molecule: messenger RNA, 732 nt
Organism: Lycium barbarum (goji berry)
Lineage: Eukaryota; Viridiplantae; Streptophyta; Magnoliopsida; Solanales; Solanaceae
Product: LOB domain-containing protein 12-like
Exons: 2
Coding region: 163-663 (166 amino acids)
Source: RefSeq, a predicted model, not a curated record
AUAGGGUGUUCCCAGCUCAUUCUCUUGCAAACUACACUUUGUCCUAGCCAUAAUUGUACUAUUAUUUCAACAUCUCCUCUUUCUCUCUUCCUUCUCAUUAAAGAGAAGUUAAUUAAUUUCUCUUUGUUGAAGAUUAAUUGUCUUUUUUUGGCAUAAAGUAUAAUGGGAGGAACUUCUUCUCCUUGUGCAUCCUGCAAAUUAUUAAGACGUCGCUGUGCAAAGGACUGCAUAUUUGCUCCUUAUUUUCCACCAGAUGACCCCCACAAGUUUGCCAUUGUUCACAAGAUCUUUGGUGCUAGCAACAUUAGCAAGAUGCUACAGGAACUUCCAAUACAGCAGAGGGCAGAUGCAGUCAACAGUUUAGUGUAUGAAGCAAAUGCAAGAAUGAGAGAUCCUGUUUAUGGUUGUGUUGGUGCUAUCUCUUAUUUGCAGAAUCAAGUCUCCCAGUUAGAAAUGCAACUUGCUGUGGCCCAAGCAGAGAUAUUAUGCAUCCAAAUGCAACAUGAAGAGGAGCCUUCUCCUAACAAUAAUUAUUUGCCUGAAUGUCAAAUGGAACAUAUUGAUAAUAAUAAUCUGCAGCAGUACCUCAGUUUUCCAAAUUCCUCCACCAGUUUAAGUGUAAUGCAAGAUCCUCUGAAAAGAGAUCACUCUCUCUGGACUUAAUUAUUUGUUCAUCUUGUUGUAACACCGUGUUUUGGACUUUUAACAAAUGAAGUGUUGUUGCACUUUUAG